AUGCGGCCAGCUAAGCCAGGCGCCCCGCUGCCCGUGCUCCUCGUGCUCGCUCUGGCUUUGUCCCUGCCCGGGGCCCAGGGGAGGCCCCGGGGUGGCAGGGGAGCACGUGCCACGGACCAAGAACCCAAGUCGUGGCUUUUCCUCCCAGCGGCCAGGGCCGGCCCGGCUCCCAACGCCUCCCGGAGCACUGAAAUAGUCCCAAGAGGUUUGAAUUUAAAAGACAAAUUCAUAAAGCAUUUCACAGGGCCAGUCACAUUUUCAGCUGAAUGUAGCAAACAUUUCCAUCGACUCUAUCACAACACCAGGGAUUGCUCAACACCAGCUUAUUACAAGAGAUGUGCUAGAUUGCUAACAAGAUUAGCAGUGAGUCCCCUGUGCUCACAGACCUAG
Messenger RNA from Odobenus rosmarus divergens (Pacific walrus), 390 nucleotides. RefSeq names its product family with sequence similarity 150, member A (gene ALKAL1). Gene Ontology annotation, molecular function: receptor signaling protein tyrosine kinase activator activity; receptor tyrosine kinase binding. NCBI's taxonomy places the organism in Eukaryota, Metazoa, Chordata, Mammalia, Carnivora, Odobenidae. Gene Ontology annotation, biological process: positive regulation of ERK1 and ERK2 cascade; positive regulation of ERK5 cascade. Bases 1 to 390 code for a protein of 129 amino acids. The transcript has 4 exons. The record is from RefSeq and is a predicted model, not a curated record.